This is a messenger RNA of Salmo salar (Atlantic salmon), 1791 nucleotides long. The record is from RefSeq and is a predicted model, not a curated record. NCBI's taxonomy places the organism in Eukaryota, Metazoa, Chordata, Actinopteri, Salmoniformes, Salmonidae.
AAAGCCCAACGUUCUGAAGUGUAGCAAGGUUCCAUAGUAACUUCGUUGACACAGUGGGAGCUUGGCUGUCGUACACUGGCUAGUAGAAGCCGCUUCAUAGCGCGAAACAGAAAAUAGAUAUUUCACACUUCACUUUUCCUCUCCAACACCCGUGGAAAUGUUUAACAGUCUUCUCAGGGAAUUUGACGAGGACCCUUUCUUCUCCUCAUCAAGGGAUCCAUUCCAGGCACACAACACACAUGUACAACAGAUGAUGCGGAGUUUAUCAGAGCCCUUCGGUCGGGACUUCAUGCCCAGUCUGACAGGCGGGUAUGACAGGGGCCGCGUAGCCAGGGGCCAACCCAACACUAGCAUGGCGCUACAGGAGGACCACAGGGGGAUGAGCCAGUCGCUUUCGCCUUUCGGCAGUAUUGAGAACACGGACAUGGAGUUGAGGAACCCUUUCAAUAUGUUGGACAGCAUGAUGUUCGGCGUGAGGAACAGGAUGGGGGACAUGCACAGAAACUUUGAGAACCUGUCCACAGACUUGAACGCCAACACCACCGCUCACUCAUUCAGCUCCUCCUCAGUGAUGACCUAUUCCAAGGUUGGAGACGAACCCCCCAAGGUGUUCCAGGCCUCCUCCCAGACACGGCGCGCUCCUGGCGGGAUUAAGGAAACUCGGCAGUCCCUUAAGGACUCAGAGAGCGGCCUGGAGAAGAUGUCCAUUGGACACCAUAUCCAGGACCGGGGACACGUGCUGGAGAAAAAACACAACAAGAAGACAGGGGAACGGGAGCUCAACCAGGACUUCCAGAAUCUGGAUGAAUCCGAGGCGCAGUCCUUUGACAAAGAGUGGCAGCAAGAGGUGUCUAAAUUCCGACCAUUUGCCCCCAUGUCCCGUCUGGAGGCCCCCAAGCCCAGGGAAGUGCACCGGGCAGCCCUCACCGCCGCCGCCGCCACCGGCCCCGACCAGGGACGGAGGGGCAAACGAAACCCAAAACCUGAAGGAAGGAAAAUACACAUCGACGAUCUCAACGUCAAAGGCUCAGGCAUGACGAAGCAGUAGAAAUUUCUAGCGAAUAAAGCUAUGUCAGGCAACAACUCUUUGAUGCUUAUACCUUUCUCUAAGACAAGCUUGGUUUCCAGAUAUUUUGUCUCACAGAAAAUCAGAAUGUCCCAGUUGUUGAUAUGCUUUUUACCCAUUAAUUUUCACACUACCAAGUAAAGAACACUUGUUAAUGAAGUCAGGCACUUAUUCUGUCAGAAGAUCCACACAACCUUCUUCCAAAAAGCUCAGGACUCCUGUAGAAGUAGCAUUAAAACAGGGACACCAUAAGCUACUAGCAAGUGAUAUAUGAUUUCAGAAUCAUUUCAUGAGAGCAGACAUAAUUGGUCACAAUUAGAUAAAACACUAUAUAGGUCUAUCAUUGGGCAUCAGGUCAAUGUUGUCUGAGAAAUACUAUCCUGCUUUUGGAAAUGUCAUGUUCACAUUGUAUAGAUUGCAUCAAAAAGGAAACAAACGUAUAUAUUUAUGCAGUUUGAAGUCCAUAAGUGCACUUAGAUGUCAAAAUGGUGUGCCUUUUUUAGUGUAGUGGCCACCUGCUGUAAUCUUUGUAAAAAAUUAUAUUACCCUUUUUAUAUUGUUAUUUCAUGUGGGUUUCUCUUGUUUUUCACCAUGGUAUUAAUUUAUCCCCUAAAACGCAGAAUUUAUGGUUGGGAUGAAAGUGUCCGGUUAAUUCUGAAAUAUUCUUAUCGAUUGACCUCAUAAGAUCCUCAAUUUGAAAAUAAAUAUUUCAUAUCAAAAGCGAA